AUGAAGGACCGUCUCACCCUCUUGCUCUGCGCCAACGCCAGUGGGGACCUUAAGAUCAAGCCCCUGCCUGUCUACCAUUCAGAGAACCCACAGGCCUUCAAGAAACACAAGGUGAACAAGGAGCAAUUGAGCAUUUUGUGGCAGUCUAACCCAAAGGCUUGGGUCACACGCCUCUUGUUUGUGAAGUGGGUCAAUGCGGUUUUUGGUCCUGCUGUGAAGAAGUACCUUGUGGACAAUAACCUGCCACUCAAGGCCAUGCUGCUCAUGGACAAUGCUCCUGCCCAUCCUCCAGGCCUUGAGGAAGACUUACUAGAGGACUUUAAUUUCAUCAAGGUCAUGUUCCUUCCGCCUAACACCACCCCACUACUCCAGCCAAUGGACCAGCAGGUCAUCUCCAAUUUUAAAAAACUCUACACAUGGGAGCUUUUCAGGCGAUGCUUUGAGGUGACAGAUCGCUCAAGCCUCACCCUCCAUGAAUUUUGGAGAGAGCAUUUUGGCAUUGUGAGCUGUCUGCAGAUUAUCACCAUUGCCUGGGCCGGGGUCAGCCAGACAAACCUAAAUUCUGCUUGGCGCAACCUGUGGCCAGACUGUGUUGUGAAACCUGCCUCCAGUGCUUCUGCACCUGCACCUGAGUCAACAGUGUUGGAGGAAAUUGUUUUCUUGGGGAGGACCAUGGUCCUGGAGGUGACUGAAGAGGAUGUCUAUGAGCUGGUGGAGGACCGUGACCUAACCACCGAGGAGCUGGUGGAAUUGUCUAAGGAGGCGAUGGAGGAGCAGACCGCAUUUGAGGAGAAAGAGGAAAUGAGUGAGGAACAGCUCUCUUCCACGGAACUCAAGGAGGCAUGGCAAAUGUGGGUAAACCUACAGACUUUUGUACAGCAGCACCACCCAGAGAAGGCACUAGCCCACAGCCUUGUGAGCAGUUUUGACACAGACAUCAUGUCACCUUUCCGAGGGAUGCUUAAAAGGCGCCAGAGGCAGCAGACAAUGGAAAGGUUCCUACAAAAACAGCCUAGACAUAAAGAAGAACCUGCUUGUGUUAGUGCUGCCCAAUUGUCCUCGUCCUCCUCAUCUUCCAAAAAUUGUUAA
Messenger RNA from Pelobates cultripes (western spadefoot toad), 1089 nucleotides. Lineage: Eukaryota; Metazoa; Chordata; Amphibia; Anura; Pelobatidae. The record is from the annotation of a GenBank genome assembly.